Molecule: messenger RNA, 2769 nt
Organism: Harmonia axyridis
Lineage: Eukaryota; Metazoa; Arthropoda; Insecta; Coleoptera; Coccinellidae
Product: zinc finger matrin-type protein CG9776-like
Exons: 11
Coding region: 139-2688 (849 amino acids)
Biological process (GO): negative regulation of DNA-templated transcription; positive regulation of DNA-templated transcription
Cellular component (GO): nucleoplasm
Molecular function (GO): zinc ion binding; nucleic acid binding
Source: RefSeq, a predicted model, not a curated record
UGAGUUGCUAAAACUGAUCAGUGAUCAAUUGUGUUAAGGAAUGUCAAGCGUUAGCUGUGAAAUUAAUUAUUGAAUUGAAAUUAAUGAAAUCUGAUUUAGUUCUCAUGAAUGUAAUAAGGAAUUACAUUGAAUAUUAUCAUGAAUGAAAAUAAUUCUUAUAAUCCCUAUACGAAUUCAAGUUAUCAAAACUCUGCAUAUCCUCAGUAUGCUCAGAAUUAUGGAAGCUCAUACUACCAGGGCUAUGAUACAAGUCAAUAUAAUAAUAUGAAUUCAUCGAAUGCUCAUGGAGAAUAUUCUUGGAGUAUACCUCAGCAGCAACCUCAAAGUAAUUUGAAUGCACCAGAAGGGAACAAAAAUGAUGCAGUCGCUAAUGAAAUGAAGCAGCAGAAAGCCCAGUUGCAUAAACAAAGGGAAGAUUAUGUCAAGAAAUUGUCGGUUUUGCAGAGGGAGCUGGAACUAUUGAGAAAUCAGAAACAUGAACUGUUGGGCAGUAGGUCUCCACCUCGGGAUCUGGAUGCCAUUGUGAAAGAAAAUGGUAAACUACAGGAUGAGAUACAGACGAAAAUGAAGGCUAUCAAAAAUGUGAUCGAAAUGCUCUCGAGCAUCAUAAAGGACGGUUUGAGCCUAACUGAUUUGGAGAACCAACUGAGGGAAGAUAGUCCCAAGGAGAAGAGCAGCAAAUCGCCGACACCUCUUUUCAAGGAGACCAAUACUCAGUACAAUUACGUUCAUUACGAUCCUGAAUUGCAUUGGUGCAGAAUGUGUGAUAAAUUUCCGAAAACCGCCAAGGAAUUCCUACUCCAUCUGCAGAGCAAGAAACACACGGAGAACAUUCAAGAUAACGAUGUUGGAGAUAACAAUCCGUGGCAUAAACUUCCACCAGAACCCGAGCUACCUCACUUUGAGGGUGCUCAAAAAAAACGCAUUCCUAUCAAAGGGUUGCAGUUUUUUAUUUCCGCACCUUCUUGGUAUUGUAAACUCUGCGAUGUGUGGAUCGGUGAUUUGCAUUGUGCCUCUCAGCAUUUGAAAUCUCAAGUGCACCUUCAGAACUACCAGAACUUCGUUGAACAGAACCCUCAUUGGGAGAUGGAGUGGUUGAAGGACAGGGAAAAAGCACUGUCGAGAACCGAGAAACGUGGUUCGGACUCAGAUGAAUCAACAGGAACCAAGAAAAAGCGGAAGAGGAAGGAAAAGAAGUUGUUUGAUAUGGGAUCAAAGGACAAGAAGAAAAAGAAGAAGAGUAAAAAGCACAAGCGUCACUCCAGCGCCUCGAGUUCAAGCUCCAGUUCGUCGGAAUCUUCGAGCGAAGAAGAAGAGGAAGAGGACAAAUCUCGUAGCAUAAGAGUAGCUAUGAGGAACGUUAAGGCUGAAUCUAUACUGAAGGAGGAUCUGACGGGCAAAUGGGAGAUGCUGGGUAGAUUGAUGGAGGAGCAUAAGAGGAAGGCUCAACAGGAAGAAAAGAUUGUCGUUGAGACCAAACAGGAGGUUAAAAACGACAACCUGAUCAACCAAUGGAUGACCAUCAACGAGCCCCCAGAGAAAGAGAAGUAUCUGUUGGACUCUCUGAAGGACAGGAUGAAACAAAAGCAUACAUUAGAACAGGCGAAAUAUUUGGAGUUGGAAAAACGACAGAAAGAGAGGGAAAUGAGAGAAAGGGAAGAGUUGGAGAGAAAACAGCGCGAAGAGAAGGAAGCUUUCGAGCAAAGGGAAAGAGAAAGAAAAGAACAGGAACGAAUCGAAUAUGAACGUAUAUUGGAUAAGGAUAGGAACCAAGUUAAAUUCAAACAGUCCUAUAGGGAGAAACAACACUAUAGAAGAGCCAGUCCAUCUUCUAGCCCUGAACAUCAUGUCAGGGAGAGAAAUGUCCCUAGAGAAAGAGAACACGAUAAAAGUAAGAGAGGAGGCAGGAUCAGUGAAUCCCCUAAAAGGAAUAGGUCUCCUAAACAAAGUCCGAACAAAUUCAAAAGAUAUUCGAGAGGAAGGAACAGCCGUUCCAGGUCGAAGAGUAAGGAAAGGACGUCGUCCGAUCGCCGAUCUCAAAAACCCGAUGUGAAGUCCUCGCAGAAGAAGCCGCCGGGUCCACCGUCGUACAAGAAGUUCCCCUUCAUCGGGAGGAUGCCCCUUUUCAAGAACAAGAAACCGGAGGAGAAGGUUGAGAAGGAGAUCCAGAAGGAGGAAUACGACAAGCCCAGGGUGACCAGGUUCGAACCUGGCGGCAACCUGUCCAGGGCCUUCAUACCAGACCCGGCCGUGGUCUGUUUCCCGAAGCUUUCCUCCUACCCUGAGUUGUGCCUACCGCCACCCGCGCCGCUCAAACCGCCACCUCCGGCCCCUAAGAUAACCCCGAAACCGGUCAAGGCCCCGCCGCCUCCCAAACUCGAGGAGCCCAAGGAAGAGAAGCCUAAGCAGAAGGCGAAGGAGGUUAUACCCAUACCGGAACCAUUUAAGAAUGAGGACUUCGAUCCAAAUCUCUAUGAAGAUCCAAGACAUUUAUGGGAGAACAUCGACAAUGGUUAUGCCCCGAUGUAUCCUCAAAUGUAUACAUCUUUUUCUGAUCCUAUAGGAUCUUCUGAUACCGUCCCAAUUUCCCAUAUGAUGCCACUUCAGCCACCACCACUUCCACCUGCUGAUGACGAUUUGGCUUUGCUUGGUAUUAGUGCAGACGAUAUGGCUGCUCAAUCUUUUUAAAUUUCAGUUGUAAUUAUUACUUGUUGAUAUGAGUGAAUGGAACACAUCUAUAUGUAAAAAUACAGAAUCUGCAACCUUCAA